Molecule: messenger RNA, 3081 nt
Organism: Scedosporium apiospermum
Lineage: Eukaryota; Fungi; Ascomycota; Sordariomycetes; Microascales; Microascaceae
Product: Mediator of RNA polymerase II transcription subunit 5
Exons: 5
Coding region: 1-3081 (1026 amino acids)
Biological process (GO): regulation of transcription by RNA polymerase II
Cellular component (GO): mediator complex
Molecular function (GO): transcription coregulator activity
Source: RefSeq, a predicted model, not a curated record
AUGGCGAGCCGCGAUCUCGUCCUCCGAGUUCAGCUCGCCUCGAUGAAGGAAUGGGGCGACUUUCUCGACAAAUGCCUCUUUAAGCGCCUAAGCAUUUCGAAAUUUGAGUCCUUCGUACCCCAUCUCCGAUCCAAACACCCUCUCCCCCCCGACGCCAUCGCCGACCUCCUCCUCCGCCCCCGCGCCGGCAACAACGACUGCCUCGAUCCCCGAAUUCCCCUCUAUAUCCAAGCCGUCCUCGAGCUUGAAUAUAUCGACGCUCCGGCCAUCCUAAAGGCCCUAUACCGCUACUCCACAUCUCAUACACAAUCACAUAGCGACGUCCAGGACCUACCGCCCGUCCGAUGGCGGAGUUCCUACUCCGCCGAGGAGGUCAUGUUCUACCGUCUGACCAAGGCCGUGGUGCAUGGCACCGGGAUUAGGACGCCGAGCGACGCGCUGCGCAUGAUGGAUAUCGUGGCCAAGUGGAUGGCGCUCUUCACGGCCGCCUUUGCGACCUUCGCUGCCGAUGUCAUGGGUCAACUAGAAAAUGCCGGUCCGAGGGAGGAGAUGGAGUCGGCGCGGGCGGCGUUCGUGGCGCUGCUUCUGAGCGUGUGCGAGAAUCCCGUGUUGUUAAGGACAGUGGGUAGACCGAUUGCAAAGAAGGCGCGGAAAGCUAUGCUAGACAGCCUUGUCAACUUCGUACCAACUCUGCAGAUUGCGUCCAUCGCUGAACGUUUGGAGCUCUUCCGAUCGACGCUAGCUAGCUUUGAGCCCGCCGAGAAGCCAAAGGAUGGGGGUCUAGAAGAGAUGUUAGAUUCCAGUGUUGGUUUGGACAGCGUCAUACUACCAGAGCUACCUAUCUCCAAUUCUCGGGCGGGGCUAUACAUUUAUCUCAACGCAUGUUUUGUUGGGAGGCCGCUGCUCGAUGACCACGCUUUAUUUGCGUAUCUUCAUAACCGUUACCAGGGAGAUGUACAAACUACAGCCGUCGACCUGAUCCUAGCCUCCUUCGACGUGCUCGCGAACGCAGUCUUUAGAAACGAUGGGCACAAAACAGCCCACCUCCUACGAUCCUACCUAAUCAACAAGCUCCCUCUUCUCCUAGUCGCUCUCGGCCAUUCCCUGUUCCCGCCCACCACGCCUGAGUUCUGCAUCACCGAAGCGCUGAGCCAGGUUGAUACCAACACUUUUCCCACCCUAUCAUCCAUGUUCGACGAUAGCCGCAACAACAACCCGCUCACGGAUAAUGUGCGGGAGGAGUUUUGUUUCGCUUGUUGUCUGCAUAACCUCAUGCCCCAGUCUCAUAUUGAAACCCUUCUGGGGGAGAACAGUUAUCAGACGUUACCCUCGGGUGGUCGCUAUGUGAAGGAUGAUUUGGUGCGGGACUGUGCCGCGGAUCCAGAGAAGAUCCAGAGCUUGAUAGGGGAGCUGGACAAUAUGGAUGGAAAUGUGGGCGCUGUGUGCCAGGCGUUAACAGAGGUGCUCGGACGUCUUUGCGCAAAUAAGGAGACUAUGUCCUUGAAGACGCUCUGCAGCCAACUAGCUAGGAAGCCUCAGAGUCUAGAUGUCAUGCUUCUCUUUGCGAAACCUGCAACUAUUCUCCAGCCCAUCUGCGAUCUUCUAGACAAUUGGCGGUACGAAGAGGACCAAGGCGAAUACCAGCCAGUCUAUGAAGAAUUCGGCUCCAUCUUGCUUCUACUUCUCGCGUUCGCCUACAGAUAUAAUCUGACGCCGGCCGAUAUCGGUAUCAGGUCCCGAGACUCCUUUGUUGCGAAGCUCCUCACCCAGGGCCACCUUAGCAGGCCGUUGGGCGACCUCACGGAGCAGGAGAAGGGCCAUCUCGAUGGCUGGAUUCACGGGCUCUUCGAUACCGACGCGGGUGGUCUGGGAGACGAGCUCAUGUCUUCCUGCCCACCCCAGGACUUUUACCUCCUCAUACCUACGCUGUUCCUGAACAUUGCGCUUGCCUUCGGGUCCGGGCGCCUUACCGAAGAGACCCUCAAGGGCGGUCUCGAGUAUCUCGUUGAUACUUUCCUCCUUCCUUCUCUGGUCACGGCGAUCCGGUUUUUGUCGGAUUACCUUUGCAAUGAUCGGCAGGAAGAACAGAAGGCAAUUAUCAAGAUUUUACAGCUACUUUUAGCCCCGAACGCAAUUUCGACGGAGGCCUCGACAAUGCUUUCGUCGGUAUUGAACCUGGUUGCGAAACCACUAGAGCACUCCCUACGGGCGUAUCAACGUCGGGACCCUAAUAAUGCCCAGAUUGAGCCGCUUCUGCGUACGUUGAAAGACAGCCUACCUCUGUCGCGUAGGACGGGAGGGGCAGAGCACAACGAGGUUGAGUCGUGGAGCAGCACCGCAUCGGGAGGCCUAACCAUGUCCAUCAAGCAUACGAUGAAUGGAUUCGUGCAAUGGAGUUUACAGCCCGCUAGUGUCAACGCCAUGCCAACUUCCUACACGCACCGGCAGGUACUCUGCGGCCUACAGAUGCUCGGGGCCUCGCGGAUGCUACGCAUCAUCCUCGACGAAGUCCAACAGCAGUCCGAAGCCGGCAACGCGAGCAUCGUGUACGACGUAGCCACGGCGCUCAUAUGCGCGCCAGACGUCAGCAACGACCCUCCCCCGCCACCCAACAUGCAAACGCUCGACGAGUCGGGCAACGUGCCCCCCGUGCCGCAGCGGCAGCUCAGCCUCCGUGAGGCCCUCAAGACCGAGGCCGAGAACUUUAGAAAGCUGCACAAGAAGGACCCGGCACUCGCUGAGAUCGUCGUGCGGCUUCAUCGGAAGGUCGAGGCCCAGAUGACGCCUUCGCAAGCGCAGAUACUGCAGGCUGAUCUCGGUGCCUCUAUAGAUACUUCGGACGUCGUGCAUCAGGCAGCUGCUAAUGCCGCUGCUGCGGCCGCCGUGGCCGCGACGGGCGCGGGUGAUCCCAUGCAGAUGGAUUCCGUGGGGCUGGAUAUGAUGGCAGGCGUCACGGGGAGCGAUUUUGGUAUGGGUGGAUCGGGGAAUGGGGGAUCGCUAGAUUUGAGCGAAGAUAUCUUCGGUCUUGAUUCCGGGAUGGACACGUUUGAUAUGUGGGGGGACAUGAUGGAGACGAGUUGA